Pelagomonas calceolata is the source of this 1840-nucleotide messenger RNA. The record is from the annotation of a GenBank genome assembly. Lineage: Eukaryota; Pelagophyceae; Pelagomonadales; Pelagomonadaceae.
AGCCGUCGCGGCGGCCGCCGACCCGUCGCGACCCGUACGCCGCGCACCAUAGGGACGCGCGCCGCGCAGGUUCGGGGCUGCACCUCGCAGUGUUUUGUGAGCCUCAUUUUACAUGGGCGGCAGCGGCCGAAACGCUGCCGCAGCGCAACCAGCAAACGACGCAUCCAUCACGGCACCAUGGGCUGCGCCCCGUCGAAACAACAGCAAAAGCCGCCGUCGCCCCAGAAGCGCGACUUUCGAGAGCAGCUCGUCUGGGAAAGAAGCGGCCGCAAGUUCUGCGAGGUCUAUGAGUUGCUGAAGGACCUAAACAGUGGUAGCUUCGGCACUGUGGCGUUGUGCCGCCGGAAGGCGGACGGCAAUCGAAGUAUUGAGAGGACGCCGUCUCGGAACAACCUACAACGCGUCAAGAGCGAAAGCGUCUUCGCGAUGAAAGCUUUAGAUUACAUGCGGCACAAUGGGAGAUUGAGACUAGAUGAGGCGACGCGGAACGAGCUGCGGCACGAGAUCGACGUGCUGCGCAAGGUCGAUCACCCCAGCAUAGUCCAUUUAAGGGAGGCCUUCUGGGAGCCCACUCGCUUGGUGCUGGUGAUGGAGUACUGCGAGGGCCGGGAGCUGGCGGAGUUCUGCGGGCAGCUCACUGAAAGUAAAGUUUAUAAAGCCACGGAGCAGAUCCUACGGGCGGUGUCGUACUUACACGCGAGGAGGGUCCUCCACCGAGAUUUGAAACUAGAAAACGUCAUGGUUACUGAUCAACAAGACUGGCACGUCACGAUUGUGGAUUUUGGACUGUCUAGGGUUUUCCCGCAAUCGCUAGAUGGUUCGAGGACGGGCAUUAAAGCUGCGGGCACCACGUCCACAGCAGCACCAGAGGUCAUAAGAGGAGAGGAGUACCUCAUGGUGUCCGACGUGUGGUCCAUUGGUGCCAUGGUGUAUCGAUUAGUAGGUGAUCGGGACCCGUUCCUCAGAGACGACCGUAGGGACGACCCCAAAGCUCUCAGAAGAUUAGAAGCGGGCGACUGCGACUGGGGGCGCAUCGCGACCAUGUCGCGGCCCGGAAGAGCGUUCGUGUUUAAAUGUUUAAGACCGCACCCGGGCCUGCGGUGGGCGGCCGACGCGGCGUUGAAGUACUGUGCGGGCGCGGCGUCCGUUUCCCGUUACGCCAUCGACGCUUCGUCCCGCAGGCCUCGCCGACUGGCGGCCCGAGGCCCUGCGGCCGGUCAACAUCGACACGAAUGUUCCUGCGACGACGGAGAAGCGGGACAAGAGCCCGCGACUCGCCCCGGAGCUCGAGUCCUCUCUCAAAAGAUAUGGCUCCUAUACGGAGCUGAAACGGGCGGCCUUAAUAAUAGCGGCGGCGCAGACCGAUAAAAGAUCGGUAAAAAAGCUAAGGGAAGAAUUUCUCAAAAUAGACACUGAUGCCAGUGGUACGAUAAAUGAAAAGGAGCUGUGUGCGGCGCUCGGCGUGGCCGAGCUCGAUACCCCAACCAAAGACGUCUUCGCGAAGUUGGAUCAUGAUAGCAGUGGCGAGGUCCACUACCACGAGUUCUUAGCGGCGACGUUGGAGGCCCACGAGUUGCUCAAUGAAGAAGUCUUGCAAGAUACGUUCGAUCGGAUGGACCACGACGAUAGCGGGGUUAUCUCGAGGGAGAACUUGCGAUCGUUAUUAGGGUCGCGGGCCUCCGACGAGCUCGUGGAGACGCUCAUGCAGGACGGGGAUUUGAAGCGGAACGGCCACGUCGAUUAUGAGGAGUUUUCUAGAGUGAUGCGUUCUGGCGCUUCUGGUUCCGUCGAUUCGCUCGAGGACGUGGCGCCGAUGUUCUAGGUUGUUUUGUGUGUUUUU